This is a messenger RNA of Rhineura floridana, 2792 nucleotides long. RefSeq names its product PIF1 5'-to-3' DNA helicase (gene PIF1). Bases 227 to 2146 code for a protein of 639 amino acids. Lineage: Eukaryota; Metazoa; Chordata; Lepidosauria; Squamata; Rhineuridae. Gene Ontology annotation, molecular function: DNA helicase activity. Gene Ontology annotation, biological process: DNA repair; telomere maintenance. The transcript is spliced from 12 exons. The record is from RefSeq and is a predicted model, not a curated record.
GAUUGGCUGCUGAGACGAGAGUUAUAGGUUUGAAUCCGCGUGCGAUAGAAGCUGGAUCAGGGCUGAAGCAAAGGAGGUUAGGUACAAGGCAGAAAUAAAUGGCUGCAGAAAUCAGGGUAAGACAGUAAGGAGCCGACUCUGACUUCCUCGGCACACGCUAGAGAAAUUUUAGCUGGUCUCUGUCUACAGUAUCUCUGCGUUGGCUCCUCGUCUUCAUUCAAACAGAAUGCAACCAGGUUCCGAAUCGGACGGUCGGAUUCGCUGUACGGUGGCAAUCGAACAUCUGGGUGCAGCAGCGUCAAACCGAGUACUUCUACGCGAUGCCUGGGUUACGCUGGGCCGGGACGAGUUCCAUGAACUGGUGUUGCAAGUGACCAGUACCUGCGGUCCAGGGCGCCCCCAGAACUUCCCACUGCCACGGGGUGAAGUGCGACUGUUCACACGCUUCGUGAAGGAUGGAAAGAGCUCGGUCCGGCUGGGUCCAAGUCCCAAUCAUGUGCAGCUGCUGCUCUCGAACUGUCCUCCAGAUCAGUUGCGUCGGUUCGUCCGGACUCUGCGCAUUAAGUUCGAAGCCGCCCGGGUGGGGAUCAGGCCUGUGGCUCAGCGAACGAGGCUUCUCUCUACCCUACCACGCACUUUCGACACGGUAAGCCCUGUGCAGGCUCGCGACUUGCAACAGGCGAGAGCCCGGCAAGCUCUGGCUGAUGUUGCAACCACUCCGCUGAAAGGCCAAACCCUACGUUGUGCGUCUCGGAAGCGUGUCCGAAGCGAAUCGAUGGAUGGGAAACAGGUGGCUGAAAGUCAGCAGGUGAAGAAGACUUGGUCGAUGAGCUCUCGAGCAACACUCUCCCAGGAACAGUCAAUGGUGCUGAACGCAGUGCUGAGUGGGAAGAAUGUCUUCUUCACAGGCAGUGCUGGGACUGGAAAAUCCUACCUGCUCAAAAGGAUUGUGGCCUCGCUGCCUCCAAACAGCACAUAUGCCACAGCUAGCACAGGGGUUGCAGCAUGUCAUAUUGGUGGCACUACACUCCAUGCUUUUGCAGGUAUUGGUUCGGGAAAGGCCCCCCUACAUCAGUGCAUUGAGCUGGCUCAGAGGCCUGGGAUUCGGCAGCAGUGGCUGAACUGCCGCCAUCUGAUCAUAGAUGAGAUCUCUAUGGUGGAGGGUGAAUUCUUUGAUAAACUGGAGGCAGUGGCUAGAGUUGUUAGGAAAUGUGAGGAUCCAUUUGGAGGAAUCCAACUCAUCAUAUGUGGAGACUUCUUGCAACUGCCUCCUGUCAGCAAAGCCAAUGAGCAACCCAUGUUCUGCUUCCAGGCAAAGAGCUGGCAGAAGUGUAUCCACCUGAACAUGGAGCUGACAGAGGUGCGGAGACAGACUGACAAUGCAUUCAUUUCUCUUCUGCAUGCUGUCCGCCUGGGCAGAUGCACAGAGGAGGUUACCCGACAGCUGACUCUAACAGCUACCCAUAAUGUGGAGAGAGAUGGAAUCUUGGCUACCCAGUUAUGCACCCACAAGGAUGAUGUGGAGCUCACAAAUGCCAGAAGGCUGCAGGAGUUACCUGGAGAAGAAAAGACCUACAAGGCAGUGGAUAGUGACCCUCUAUCGGUGAACACUCUUGAUUCACAGUGUCCUGUAAGCAGCAACAUUGAACUCAAGCAAGGUGCCCAAGUGAUGCUUACCAAGAAUCUCGAUGUGUCCCGGGGUCUUGUGAAUGGGGCUCGUGGAGUUGUGAUUGGAUUUGAAACAGAAGGAAAAGGGCUACCGAAAGUGAGGUUUCUGUGUGGUGCCACUAACGUUGUUGGGUUGGAACGAUGGGUUUUGAAGGGGCCAGCUGGAACUUAUGUGAGUCGGCAACAGCUCCCCCUGAAGCUUGCCUGGGCCAUUUCCAUCCACAAGAGUCAGGGUAUGUCUCUGGACUGUGUUGAGAUCUCCCUGGCUCGUGUUUUUGAAUUCGGCCAGGCUUACGUAGCACUUUCUCGAGCUCGUGGCCUUGCUGGUCUUCGUAUUCUGGAUUUUGAUCCCAAGGUGGUGAGAGCCAAUCCAUGUGUGUUGCAGUUCUACAGGCACUUAAGGAGAAAGCAGUUUCUAACCCAGGCUUCACUGCACUCCUGUAUUCAAGCUAAUAAAGAAAAUGGAGAAGCUACAUGAACUCUGUGCAUUGGGAGUCCUGGACAUCGUCUUACUGCUCCUUGUCCUUUUAUUAAAUCUACCCCACCAGCUGGGAAAACAACUUCCUCCACAGAGAAUCAGUAUAUGCGUUUUCUGUUCUAUAACACAGCAUGCUGGCUCCAGGAUUAUUCUGUUCUCUACCAAUAAAACAAAAUACCAGAAACAUUUUUUUUCAACAAUUAGACAACCCACUUGUCAUAUAAUCCAAGAGAUGGACAUAAAGGUCACAUUUCAAACCAAAAUCUGUAACUGGGAUGACAUUAAGAGUUUUGUGAUUUCUAUGGUAGAAUAUCUUUUUGUUACUAAGUUUGAUUCAAACAACAUCUGCAUUGACAGUAUUAUAACAUGUGGAAAGAGCUUGGCACUACUGGAUAAAGAAUACACUUGACACAAAUUGGUUACUACUAGUCAUUAGUAAAGACCUGUGUAAUUUUUAAAGUACGUACUUGCCUUAAAAAAGUGAAUUAAGAAGCACUGCUUGCUGUCUCAUUGCAGCACACCUGAGUCAGUUCACAAUGUUUGUAAGAACAUUCCAAGUGUUUGCAAAGAUGGCACACUAAUCUUCUAGAUUUACCUGUCACUUAGGUUCUUAAUAGUAGAAUAAAAUGAGUGAAAAGCAAGAUAA